This is a messenger RNA of Vigna umbellata (rice bean), 1084 nucleotides long. The record is from RefSeq and is a predicted model, not a curated record. Lineage: Eukaryota; Viridiplantae; Streptophyta; Magnoliopsida; Fabales; Fabaceae.
AAUAAUCUAUUGUAUAUCAUCUUAAAGGAAGAAGAAAGCGGGAAAACAAGGGUGAAUCAAAGCUAAAACCCUACUUUCUCUCUGACGGGAACCAAAAAUGGCUUCCUUUCCUCCUCCGGGUUCACUCACUCUCUGCGAACUCAAUCGUGACCUGAUCACAGUGAACGCUCUGUCCGACGAUCAAGCCAACCAAACCUACGGAAAAAUCCUGGGAUCGGUCUUCAGUCCCGUUCCCUUUCACUCUCUGGAGAGCGAGGCUUCCGAUCAAGAAGGAGCAACGACGACGGCGAACGCCGCUGGAGAAAACGUUCAGAGGAAAGGUCCGGUGGCACUCUUGCAAGGGCUCGUGAACACCUAUCUCGGACGCCUCUUUUACCCUAACGAUGUGCAUUUGUUGCCGGAGGUUGAUCUCCAAGGAGUAAGCUGGCACCCUAAUAAGCAUAUAAUUGCUUUCAUUUCUUCCCCUACACAAGUUUUGGUUCGUGAUUACCAAGAAUCUGAGGGGAAGGAUCCGAGCAUUUUGGCGAAUGAGUCACAGAGAGACGUUAGGGUGCUGGAGUGGAGGCCCAAUGGUGGGAAAAUGCUUGCUGUGGGUUGCAAGGGUGGAAUUUGCAUCUGGGCUGCUUCUUAUCCUGGAAAUGCUACAUCUGUUAGAUCUGGUGCUGCUUCCUUUUUAGGAAGUUUGUCUAGAAGCUCGGGAAAUCGGUAUAUUCUGGUUGAUUUUCUUCGUAGUCCAUACGAUGAGCAUAUCAGUGCUCUCACUUGGAGCCCGGAUGGAAGAUACUUAGCAUCUGGUUCAUAUGAAAGCUCCUCAUUCACAGUGUGGGAUUUUGCUCAAGCUGUAGGGACACCCAUUCGGCGGGGAUUGGGAGGCAUAUCAAUGCUGAAGUGGUCACCUACUGGAGAUUACUUCUUUGCUUCAAAAUUUGAUGGAACAUUUUAUCUUUGGGAGACAAACACGUGGACAUCAGAACAAUGGUCAUCAGCAAGUGGUUUUGUCAAGGGAGCAACAUGGGAUCCAGAUGGGCGCAUGAUACUUCUUGCAUUUUCUGAAUCGUCAACUUUGGGAUCUGUUCACUUUGCA